Molecule: messenger RNA, 4265 nt
Organism: Tribolium madens (black flour beetle)
Lineage: Eukaryota; Metazoa; Arthropoda; Insecta; Coleoptera; Tenebrionidae
Product: NPC intracellular cholesterol transporter 1 homolog 1b-like
Exons: 18
Coding region: 53-3754 (1233 amino acids)
Cellular component (GO): membrane
Molecular function (GO): lipid carrier activity
Source: RefSeq, a predicted model, not a curated record
UUUACAAUAUUCGAUAUUAGUGAAUCUGCAAAGUAAAAUAUAAAAAACUGCCAUGACAUACAUUGGUUAUACAAAAAUUUUUAUUUUCUUAAUACUAUGUGAAUAUGUGCAUUCUGAUUGCCGAAUGCUUCACAUUUGUCACAGAGAAAAUGGCAAAGAUAAAAAUUGUAACAACCCAGAGAAAACCCUGCCUGAACGACUAAACAAAACUCACGAAAAAUAUGAAGAAGUUAAACAAAAAUUAAUUCAAUAUUGUCCCUUCUUUUUCUCAAACAAAACUGAUGAUCCUGAAUUAUGUUGCGACGUAGAUCAAGCACUGAAUAUGAUAAACGGCUUCCAGAGUACAGUUCCUUUUCAAAGAUGUCCCACUUGUGUUACUAACAUCAUAAAUACAUAUUGCAUAUUCUCAUGUUCUCCAAACCAGUACGAUUUCACUUUUCCGUUAUCACCAAGCAAUGCUAAUUAUAUUGAAAAAGUUCAAGAAAAUAUUGAUGAAAAUUAUAUUCAAGAGGUUUACGAUUCCUGUAAAAAUGUUGCAAAUCCUAGCACAAGCAGUAAACUUAUUGGACUAGUUUGCGGAAAAUACGGUGCGGCAUAUUGCACUCCUGAAAGAUUUUUUAACUACAUGGGAAGUACUAGUAACGGAUUUGCACCAUUUGAUAUUGUUUUUAAAAUAGUUAACACUUCAAAUGCUAUUAAUCACACUGUCCACAAAUGCAAUGAGGCCUAUGAGGGAUCUCAAGCGUGCAGUUGUGUCGACUGCGAAUUAAGCUGCUUAUCAAGCGAAAAAUUUGAAGAUUUAUCAAACAACGAUUACAUUUUUGGAAACGUACAAAAAGAUUCCUUUAUUGCAGCUUGUGUCCUUUUCACUCUUGGAUGUGUUUCCGUAUGUUUUAUUGUGUACCUUCGUAUAACUAAUUCCCAACCGCUUUUAUCUGCAUUCAACAAAGGAAAUAAAAACAAAUCUAAAUCUAUUCAACGCAAGAUAAACAAUUAUCUUAAAACUGGUUUCCGAAAAUGGGGCAUAUUUAUGUCUAAACGACGAAUAACAGUUCUAUUAAUAUCAAUUUUCGGAAUAAUUGCCUUGACGAUUGGCAUUAUUUUUUUGAAUGUGAUUACGGAUCCUGUGGAGUUAUGGGCGGCCCCACACAGUAGAAGUAGACAAGAGAAACAAUUUUUUGAUACAAAUUUUCAACCUUUCUAUCGAACAAACCAAAUCUUUUUUAAAACGGUAAACGUAGACUCUUUUGUUUAUAAUCAAACUAUCGAUCUUGGCAAUAAUAAAACGGAUAUUUUAUCACACACAUUUGGUCCAGCGUUUAAUGCAACGUUUUUAAAAGAAGUUUUUAAACUACAAAGUUUAAUUGAAAAUAUAACACUUAAUGAUGGAUCUGGAAUAGAAAGCAUAUGCCUUGCUCCGUUAGUUACUGUGUUUUCAGGAUCAAAAGAUGUAAAUGUUUGUGCAGUUCAGUCUCUUUUAGGUUUAUUUGGAAACAACGCGACCAAAAUCGAAGAAGAUGAUUACGUAGAAACUUUCAUCAAGUGUUUAUCGAGUCCUUACUUAAUAGACUGUUUAGCACCUUACGGUGGUCCAAUCAUGCCUGGUUUGGCUUUAGGUGGGAAUAAUUUUGACAAUUACACAGAUGCAACUGCUGUAAGUUUAACAUUCUUGGUAGAAAAUCAUUUGGAAGAUACUGAUUUGCAAGCAGCACUUGAGUGGGAGGAAAAAUUUAUUGAUUUAAUGAAACGGUGGGACAAAUUUAUAAAACCUGAAUACAUAGAGAUAGCUUACAGUGCCGAAAGAUCGAUCCAAGAUGAAAUAGCAAGAACUUCUUCAUCAGAAAUCGGAACUGUAAUCAUCAGUUAUGUUGUAAUGUUUAUAUACAUUGCUCUUGCUCUUGGUCGAUACACCACAAGUGAUAGAUUUUUGGUGGAAACGAAAAUAUUUGUUGGCAUUGGUGGAGUGCUGAUUGUUUUGGGAUCAGUAUUAGCUUCUAUCGGCUUGUGUGGAUACGCUGGCAUUUCUACAACACUGCUAACAAUUGAAGUAAUACCAUUUCUUGUAUUAGCAGUCGGAGUUGACAACAUAUUUAUUAUUGUGCACACACACCAACGAAAAAAACUAAACGAAAACUUAAGUUUAGAAGAACAAAUAGGCGAAACCAUGGCAAAAGUGGGUCCCAGUAUGCUUUUGACCAGUUGUUCAGAAAUCUUUUGCUUCGCAAUUGGUACACUUUCAACAAUGCCAGCAGUGAAUACUUUCGCUAUUUAUGCCACUUUUGCAAUUUUCUUCAAUUUUCUUUUGCAAAUUACUGCUUUUGUAGCGCUUUUUACACUAGAUCUUAAACGAUAUGAAGCCAAUAGAAUGGAAAUUUUUUUUUGUGAAAAAGCGAAAACACCAUCUACAGACAUAGGACCAGGGAUUGUUUACAAGAUUUGGAAAACUAACAUUACUCCAUUAAUAAUGAAUUUUCCAGUACGGUGCAUUGUUCUCUUAUUGUUUGUUAUAUGGCUUUGUGUCAGCAUAGCUGUAAUUCCCUCUCUCGAGCUGGGACUAGACCAACAACUGUCUAUGCCUGAAGAUAGCCACGUUUUGAAAUACUUUAAUUUCAUGAAUGAUUUGAUGGGGAUUGGCCCACCAGUUUAUUGGGUUACCAAAGGUAAAGUGGAUUAUUCAUUGCCAGAAUAUCAAGCGAGGAUGUGUGGAGGAAUUUUUUGUGAAAGCAAUUCUAUUUCUACGCAAAUAUAUCGAGCAUAUACACAAUCAAAUCUUACCACAAUUGCAACGGAAGCAAGUUCCUGGAUUGAUGAUUUUCGAGAUUGGGCAAAUGCAACAGGUUGUUGCUUUUAUUUUAAAGAAAAUGGGACGUUUUGCCCUCAUACGCUUAAAAGAAAUUGUGAACCAUGUAAUUAUGGUAUAAUGAAUUUAAACGAAUCUGAAUAUUUUACGCAAUAUGUAUCUUUCUUUUUGAUGGAUAAUCCGGACGGAAAUUGCGCAAAGGGCGGCCAUGCUUCUUAUGCCAGUGGAAUAAACUUUGUUUUGAACCAGGAAGGCAAAGCAACUAUUGAGUCAUCGAAUGUGAUGUCUUAUCACUCAAUUUUAAAAGGAUCGAAAGAUUACAUUAACGCAUUAAAGUACGCUCGAUAUAUUGGCGAUAAUUUAACAAAAACUCUAGAUAUACCAAAUGUUGAAAUUUUUCCGUACAGCAUUUUUUACACAUAUUUUGAACAAUACUUAACAAUAUGGGAAGAUGCAUUGGAAUCCUUGGGAUUAUCGCUUUUUGUAGUUUUUAUAGUAGCAUUUCUAAUAUCUGGAUUAAAUCUUUUUGCGGCUUGUACAACCCUGAUAGUGGUGUUAAUGAUUAUUAUAGACUUGAUGGGAUUAAUGUAUUUUUGGAACAUUAAUUUCAAUGCAAUCUCAUUAGUAAACUUAGUCAUGAGUGUUGGAAUAGCUGUAGAGUUUUGUGGUCAUAUAGUUCAUCAUUAUGUACACUCCACAAAACUUAACUCACUUGAGAAAGCCUCUGAAGCUUUUGCUGAAAUGGGAAGCUCUGUUUUGUCAGGAAUUACAUUGACCAAAUUCUCCGGCAUUAUAGUACUAGCUUUUGCACGCUCUCAAAUUUUUCAGAUAUUUUACUUCAGAAUGUACCUGGGAAUUGUUAUAAUUGGAGCACUGCAUGGAUUGAUAUUCUUACCGGUUCUUCUAAGUUUUCUUGGGAUUUAUGGUGAUACUAUAACUAAGCAACAAAAAUAAGACCCACUUGUAAACUCUGACAAAAUAUGUGAGUUUGGUGUGGAAACAAAUCGUUGGUGACAUCACUAGUAAUAAUACUUAUAUUAACUAAUAAUGAAUUAACUAUUAAGUAUGUCAUGUUUGUAUAAGCUCGUUAAUCAACUGUUCUUUUUUGCUCUCGUGUUUGUGUUUUAAUGUCCAACGUGUAAAGAGUAAAAUUUCUGUAUGCUUCAAUAAUUUUUUUUUCGAAUUCAAGACAACAUAUGUAUUCUUUCAUGUUGUUAAUGUGUUCAAAAUAUAGUUUGUUACACAAGCAUGUUGAUACGAGUAUAUUUAAUAUGUCAUUAAAUGUUUUUAUUAAUAAAAUUAAGACCAUAUUACAUAAACCGCCUGAAUAAUAUUUGCAAUUUUGUUUUUUUUGUAUUGUUUAAAUUUUAUAAGUAGUGAUAUGUAUUUUAUAUACUUUUCUAUUUAUUGUGAUCCUGUAAUUUGGAAUGUACAUUCUGGAUCAAUAAACUUAUUAUUAUUAUUA